Ilex paraguariensis (yerba mate) is the source of this 187-nucleotide messenger RNA. Lineage: Eukaryota; Viridiplantae; Streptophyta; Magnoliopsida; Aquifoliales; Aquifoliaceae. The record is from the annotation of a GenBank genome assembly.
AUGUGCUCACUGCUUAGCCGGUGGUGGAGGCUUUGCUCGCUGGUGGAGCUGUGGUUAGUAUCUUUGUUGAAGUCGCUGGUGGUCGCUAGUGGUUCUUCUUGUGGAUUAAGCUCCGAUGGUCUUCCUCGUCAAAGACAAAUGCUGUUGAAUGGUUGGAGUUCGUCGGAGAAGAGUCUGGCUGAGAGUG